Messenger RNA from Trematosphaeria pertusa, 1885 nucleotides. RefSeq names its product 26S proteasome subunit P45. The record is from RefSeq and is a predicted model, not a curated record. Gene Ontology annotation, biological process: proteasome-mediated ubiquitin-dependent protein catabolic process. The transcript is spliced from 4 exons. Lineage: Eukaryota; Fungi; Ascomycota; Dothideomycetes; Pleosporales; Trematosphaeriaceae. Gene Ontology annotation, cellular component: proteasome regulatory particle, base subcomplex. Gene Ontology annotation, molecular function: proteasome-activating activity; ATP hydrolysis activity; ATP binding. The coding region runs from base 148 to 1467 and encodes 439 amino acids.
CAACACCGUCGCCAUCCGUACCUCAAGUAGCCAGCGCUCUCCAGCUCCGACACCUUCGCUUCCCCCGAACCUUGCAAUCCCCAGCAAACCCUCGCUGUCGACAGCUGCCCUUACGCACACCCCGCUGCCUAAUCCGCACAACCAGCCAUGCCCAGCGCCACGGGCCAGAACUGGGAGAAGUACCAGAAGAACUUCGCCGACGACGAAAUAGAAGAGAAGAAAAUCACGCCUCUGACCGAUGAGGACAUUCAAGUGCUGAAGACGUACGGGGCGGCGCCGUACGCGGCAGAGCUGAAGAAGCUCGAGAAGGAGAUCAAGGACAAACAGCAGACAAUAAACGAGAAGAUUGGUGUCAAGGAAUCAGAUACCGGUCUCGCACCACCACAUCUCUGGGAUAUCGCCGCCGACCGGCAACGAAUGCAAGAAGAGCAGCCCCUCCAGGUCGCCCGAUGCACGAAGAUAAUACAAGACGAGAAGGACCCCGAGAAGAGCAAAUAUGUCAUCAACGUCAAGCAGAUUGCCAAGUUCGUCGUCAAUCUCGGUGAGCGGGUAUCGCCGACGGAUAUUGAAGAGGGCAUGCGAGUCGGUGUGGACAGGAACAAGUACCAGAUCCUUCUCCCGCUACCGCCGAAGAUCGACCCAUCAGUCACCAUGAUGACAGUCGAGGACAAGCCCGAUGUAACAUACGGCGAUGUCGGAGGCUGCAAAGAGCAGAUUGAGAAGCUGCGAGAAGUCGUCGAAAUGCCCUUGCUCUCCCCAGAACGCUUCGUCAACCUCGGCAUCGACCCCCCGAAAGGCGCUCUGCUCUACGGCCCUCCCGGAACCGGCAAGACGCUCUGCGCCCGAGCAGUCGCCAACCGAACAGACGCCACCUUCAUCCGAGUUAUCGGCUCAGAACUAGUCCAGAAGUACGUUGGCGAGGGCGCAAGGAUGGUCCGCGAGCUCUUUGAGAUGGCGCGGACGAAGAAGGCGUGCAUCAUCUUCUUCGACGAAAUCGAUGCUAUUGGAGGUGCACGUUUCGAUGACGGCGCUGGAGGCGAUAAUGAAGUGCAGCGUACUAUGUUAGAGCUUAUCACACAGCUCGAUGGCUUCGACUCCCGUGGCAAUAUCAAGGUCAUGUUCGCCACCAACAGGCCGUCUACACUCGACCCUGCGCUCAUGCGUCCCGGCCGUAUCGAUCGAAAGAUCGAGUUCUCGCUACCGGACAUGGAGGGCCGCGCCAACAUUCUCCGUAUUCAUGCCAAGAGCAUGAGCGUGGAGCGCGAUAUUCGUUGGGAGCUCAUCUCCCGAUUGUGCCCGAACAGCACGGGUGCUGAGUUGAGAAGUGUAGCGACAGAGGCAGGCAUGUUCGCUAUUCGAGCAAGGAGGAAGGUUGCCACGGAGAAGGAUUUCUUGGCUGCAGUGGACAAGGUGAUCAAGGGCAACCUGAAGUUCAACUCAACAGCCACGUACAUGCAGUACAACUAGACGGAGAGCAGUCGGGAGGCGGAAACACUGCAUUUGGGGACCUGUACGAUAGCCUACGACAGCCAUAUAGACAUGGUUUGCUACAAGGUCGUGCGCGUAAUGCUAGUAGCCUGAUAUCAUCAACGUUGAUGACUUAUAUUGCGUUUAGCGUACUGCGCUCAUUAUUUGAGCGGUCUGUGACCUCACUAGACAAGUCCUCUGGUCAACCCUGAGUAGUCCUCAUAUCAUCAACGUGCUAUCCAUAAACAAUCACAAUGAAUUGGACCUUUUCCACUGAGAUAUAUACGAGAACACCGGCAAUAGAUCAAUCUUCCUUUAGACCUUCAUCCAAUAUACAUAGAAUACAGAACAAGUGCCUCUCCUACAUUUCUUUCAUUGGCUUAAUAUGUCCGCUUGAACGGCGGCACAGCCUUGCACU